Molecule: messenger RNA, 207 nt
Organism: Peronospora belbahrii
Lineage: Eukaryota; Oomycota; Peronosporomycetes; Peronosporales; Peronosporaceae
Source: the annotation of a GenBank genome assembly
AUGAAUCAAUUGCGCUCUAUGACGCUAACAGUCGUGGCGCGAAUUCUCGGCCUAAAUAAUAUUAAUGACGAUAGCAUUCGUGAUAUGCUGCCAGGAUUGGAAUUGCGUGUGCGAGAGGUUGUGCAAGAUGCCAUUGAAUUUCAGCAGCAUCCGCGAAGGUCUCAGUUGGAUUUCACGCCCUUCAUAAAGGCAGUUUCGAUUGAAUGA